Molecule: messenger RNA, 2252 nt
Organism: Lineus longissimus
Lineage: Eukaryota; Metazoa; Nemertea; Pilidiophora; Heteronemertea; Lineidae
Product: sialin-like
Exons: 10
Coding region: 105-1691 (528 amino acids)
Biological process (GO): monoatomic anion transport; transmembrane transport
Cellular component (GO): membrane
Molecular function (GO): transmembrane transporter activity
Source: RefSeq, a predicted model, not a curated record
GCACAUCAUGUGGUGAUGUGUUUCAUUGAAAAGCUCAGAAGCAUUGAGGUCUGUGCCACACACUGUUGAACAAAACUAUCGAGGUACCUUGCAAUCAUAGCAAGAUGACAGACCACGGGAAAGAAGACACUCCACUUAUCAAACGUAAUAAGCAAGUUGUCUUAACACCGAAAGGACCUGACGGGUGCUUCCAGCAACGCUACAUCUUGUCCUGCCUGGCCUUCUUCGGCUUCUUCAAUGUAUUUGCGUUGAGGGUGAAUCUGAGCGUGGCACUUGUUGCCAUGGUGAAUCAGACCAAACUCAGGCUCAGCGUGAACACAUCAGAUGAGUGCGACUACGAGAGGAAAAAUCAGACGGAUCCACUAAAUUCACGAGGGGAGUUCAACUGGAGCCCAGAAACACAGGAACUCAUCCUUGCAGCAUUUUAUUACGGUUACAUCAUCACCCAAAUCCCAGGAGGACUACUUGCAGAGAGAUAUGGUGGAAAGUGGCCAUUUGGUAUUGGUGUUUUGGCUACAGGAGUUUUGACGCUUCUCUCACCCAUCGUAGCAAAGACAAGUGUCUACCUGUUCAUAGCUCUGAGGGUUGCUGUGGGUUUGUGUGAGGGUUUGACGUUUCCGUCCAUCCAUUCGAUGAUGGGAAAGUGGGUACCUCCCCUUGAGAGAAGUCGCCUCGUCUCAUUAGCAUAUUCUGGUAUGCAAAUCGGUGUGGUGGUGUCUCAGCCAAUCUCUGGCCUUCUCUGUCAGUACGGCUUUGCAGGAGGAUGGCCAUCGGUUUUCUAUGUUUUUGGACUCUGCGCAUGUGUGUGGUUUAUUUUCUGGUGUUUCCUUGUGUACGACUCGCCAUACACCCACCCCAGAAUCUCAGCAGAGGAAAAGGAAUAUAUCCUCACAUCUAUUGGUGACUGUGAAAAGCAUCAAGAACCCACUCCCUGGAGACAUAUUCUCCGCUCCCGCUCAGUUUGGUGUCUGGUUGUGACGCACAUGUGUGGCUCUUAUGGAUAUCACUGCCUACUCACCAACCUGCCAACCUACAUGAAGACAAUCUUACAUUUCAACAUGAAUGAGAAUGCUUUUCUCUCCUCUCUGCCAUACCUGAUGUCGUUCAUGACACAAUGGAUUGCUGGAGCCAUCGCCGAUUUCUUGAUAACCAAGAGAAUCCUUUAUACCGUCACUGUCAGGAAACUAUUUACAUCGCUGGGUAUGUUUGGUCCUGCUGCAUUUCUUUUUGCUGCUGGAUACGUGGGUUGUAACUACGCUGCAGCCGUCAUCCUUCUCACCCUCAGUAUUUCAAUGAAUGGAUUUGCUGUCCCGGGAUUCCUGACAAAUAUUGUCGAAAUUGCGCCAAAGUUUGCUGGAUCAGUGAACGGGCUCGUCAAUACGUUUGGCACUGCAGCGGGAAUAAUAUCUCCAGCAGUAGUUGGAGCACUCACCAACAACAAUCAAACGCAAGGGCAAUGGAGAAUCAUUUUCAUCAUAGCAAGUUGUACAGCCAUCUUUGGUGGAAUAGUCUACAUCAUCUUUGCAAAAGGAGAGCGAGAGUUUUGGAGCUACAGUCGCAAAUCUGUCAUUUAUUAUCAUGGACUUUCAGAUAAGGAACGGGCGAGGCUCUUAUCAAUAGCAAGGAAAAAUCAUUGCAAAACAGUAGAGACUAACAACAAGGAAUAUGGGACUUGUGAGACAAUUGAUUAAGGAUGAUAGUCUCAUAGCUGAACUCCUGAAACUUUAUACACCAAUAGAUGAUAUCACUACGAAAUGAUAUCACUACCCAACAAGGUGAAAAAAUAAUUUGAUAAGUCUAUUUAGUUAUCAUUUCUUAAAAUUUGUCACAGUUUUACUUGCCCGGCCAAUACUUGGCGGACAGUACUAAACAGCCUUUGAAAACUUCCAAUGGAAAUAGUUUUAAAAAGAAGGGCCUAAAAUAGAAAACUGGAGGCCACCAGAAAACUGUAAACUGCCAAAUUUUCACACGCUUUUUUCCCCCGACGAAAAUACCUGUGAUUCACUAAAAGAAAGACAUUUCGGGGUCCCCCAAAAUAAAAAUCAGAAAAAUAUUUUUAAAAGUUUUAGUUUUCUUUUGCGAUUUCCCGAAAAUGAUGAGGCGCGAAAUCUUGGCUGUUCACCGCAUGAGACGGUUAUUGAAAUGUAUUCAUGGAUGUUUACCUGUAAUGCCCACACUCCUUCAUCAUGCACCCGUAUCGUUGCCACGCACCUCUGCUGACCCAGGGACCACAACCGCACGGUACCAUCCGA